This is a messenger RNA of Mus musculus (house mouse), 27932 nucleotides long. RefSeq names its product zinc finger protein 407 (gene Zfp407). Bases 5314 to 10092 code for a protein of 1592 amino acids. Gene Ontology annotation, molecular function: nucleic acid binding; zinc ion binding. The transcript is spliced from 4 exons. The record is from RefSeq and is a predicted model, not a curated record. NCBI's taxonomy places the organism in Eukaryota, Metazoa, Chordata, Mammalia, Rodentia, Muridae. Gene Ontology annotation, cellular component: nucleus.
UUCUCACAGCAAUAGAAACCCUAACUAAGACAGAGGAGUGGUGUAACGAGACAGAGAGAAAACUGGUCAAAUUAGAGGGUUUAAUGCAACUAUAUUAACAAUCAUAUUGAAUCUAAAUGAUGGCACUGGGCCUCGGUCCGUACAACGCUAGCCUAGUAUGCCCAAGCCCUGGACUCACUCCCCAGCACCACAUUCAAACGGGAAUGAUGAAGAAAGACGGCGGUGGUGCAUGUCUUUAAACCCAGCACACCUUUAAUCCUCGUCCACAGAGAGAGUUCCAGGUCAGCCAGAGCCAGAGGUAAGAGCAUUUUGCUCUUGCAGAGCUCAGUUCCCAGCAACCACAAGGUGGCUCACAAAUCACCACAAUUCCAGUUUCUGGGGAUCUCAUACCCUUUUCUAGUCUCCUCAGGUACCAGGAUUGCAUAUAAUGUAUGCACAUACAUACAGGCAAAACACUCUUAUAGAGUAAAACUAAAUACAUCUCUUUCUAAAACAUUCAAAGUCAUUUUACUCAAGGGACCCUGCUCAAUAUAUAAAGAGCAGUCAAGCAAUACACCAAAUGUCAACUUGGGGUGUGUUUGUAGGUAUGCAUAUAUACAUACAUACAUACAUACAUACAUAUACAUGUACACAUAUACCUGCACAUGUGUCUAGACAGAUGUGAAUGAACAUACAUGUACAUACACAAAAUAAUUCUAAAGGUAUCCUGAGACUUUUUGUUUCAGAUAUAUACGUUACUUUCUCAGAUUUCAAUUUAAGAAUGCUUAUUCUAAGCUGGGCAGGGUUGCUCAUACCUUUGCUCCCAGCACUUGGGAGACAGAGGCAGGUGUGUGUCUAUGAGUUCAAGACCAGCGUGAUCUAGGCAAGUUCCAGGACAGCAAGGCUGUUCCACAGAGAAACUCUGCCUCAAAAGAAUGUUUAUUCUUUGCCAUUGCAUACUGAAAGUCUCUACCUUGUUUUGUUUUUUCACUUCAUGAGGUUCCCAGUUAAGUGUGUUUUGAGUCUCAGAAGAGCUUUUGGCUUUUUUAUUUUUUCACUUUUUGGACUCAGGGUCUUACUCUGUAGAUUUGGUGGGCCUGGAACUCACUAUAUAAAUCAAGAUGACCUUAAACUCACAGAGAUCCACCUGCCUCUGCCUGAGAUUAAAGGUGUGAGCCACUGUGUGCCCACCGUGAGUAGCAUCAAGACUGCUAAAUGUUAUGGGAACAUUUAGAGAUGGAAUACAUGAAUCCCCACUCUGUGACAGACCUUUCUUUACAAAAUGAAAUGAGUCUUUGGAGGCCAGGAUUACAACACAGGUGUGCUUAGUUGGCUGUCCUGGAACUCACUUUGUAGACCAGGCUGGCCUCGAACUCAGAAAUCCACCUGCCUCUGCCUCCCAAGUGCUGGGAUUAAAGGCAUGCGCCACCAUGCCCGGCAUUAGUGUGCUUUUUAUUAAACCUGACUGCAUUUAAAAUCAGCAUUGAAGCACACCUCCGCGUAUGUUUGGUGGUGGUGGGGGUUCCAAGGUUUAAGUGAAGAGGAAAGGCCCAGUCUGAGUGUAGAUGGCACCAUGCCUAGGUCCCAGGUCAAAGUCUGAGAAGAAAAAAACUGAGAAGACCAGCAUUCAUUUCUCUCUGCUUUACCAAGGACAUCAUGUGGCUAGCUGCUUCAUGUUACUUACCAUAUGUCAUUCCUGUCAUAAUAGACUAAUACUUUUAAAUCCACAGGAAAUACUUCCUUAAGUUACCUUGGACAGGAAUGUUGUCACAAGUGAUGACAGUUUUCUUUGCAGGAAUGACAGUCUUUAUUGUAGUCAUUGGUAGCAAAAUGUGGGUAAAGCAUUGAGCACUGUCUAUCACAGAGUAGGGAUUCAAUAUAUUAUAUUUAUUUUUAUUAACUUGGAUGGAUACUUUUACAUUUAUAAAUACUUCAGAGACUCACCAUUUAUUUUUUCUGUUUUUAUUAACUUUUUUUUUUCAGUUUUCCUUUUUGGCAAUUUUUAUUAGUUAAAAAUUGUGUUCAGUGCAUUUUGACCACAUAUGGUCUCUAACUCAUUCCAGAUCCACCCUCCUUUCCUCACCUACUCAACUUUGUGCCCCCCCUCCCCCCUUUUAAAGACUACCACGUUUAACUUUUGCUGCCCUUAUACUCCUGGAUGUGUGGCUUUCUACUGGAGCGUGGUUGACCGGCCCCGCUCCCAGAGCCCAUAUACCCUUAAAGAAAACAGAUUCCUCUCCUAGCCACUAUUAAUUGCCAAUAGCAAUCUCUGGAGGAGUGGGACUUAGUGCCCACCUCAUCUCUUUAUGCUGGUUUGAGCAUGCACAUGGGUCUUGAGCCUGCUGUCACGACUGCCAUGAGAGGUCACACAGCAGUGUGUGCAAAUAUGCAACUACCCUUAUGUGUUCAGGUAACGGUUUGCCUGCAGUUGCCUUCUGACUCUUAGUCUUUUUGCCUUCUUAGUCACUGUUGUAUUGCUGUGAAGGGCCACCAUGACCACAGAAACUCCAAUAAAAGAAAGGAUUUAGUUAGGGCUUGCUUAUAGUUUCUUUAGGUCUAAUCCAUUAUCUUCAUGGCAGGGAGCAUGGCUACACAACGGUAGACAUGGUGCUGAAAUAGUAGCUGAGAGGCAUACAGCAGCAGGAAGAGAGUUCCUGAGCCUGGCAUGGGCUUUUGGGACCUCAAAGUCUAUGCCCCCAGUGGAACACUGCCUCCAACAAGGCCAUACCUCCUAAUCCUUCUCCAAUACGUUAGAGGUGUUCCAUGGAGGGCUGAGCAUUUUUUUUCUUCUGUUUUCCAAGACAGGGUUUCUCUGUGUAACUGCCCUGGCUGUCCUAGAACUUGCUUUGUAGACUAGGUGGCCUCAAACUCACAGAGAUCCCCCUUUCUUUGCCUGAGAUUUGUGCUGAGAUUAAAGGUGUGUGCCACCACUCUUGGCUAGGGCUGAGUAUUUCAUGGCUUCUUAUCUUCUUCAUUCUCCAAUCAGUUGUAGGUCUCUGUGUUUUUUUUUUUUUUUUUUUUUUUGAGACAGGGUUUCUCUGUGUAGCCCUGGCUGUCCAGGCUGGCCUCGAACUCAGAAAUCCGCCUGCCUCUGCCUCCCAAGUGCUGGGAUUAAAGGCAUACGCCACCACGCCCGGCGGGUCUCUUGUGUUAUCACUAUCUGUUACAUAAAGAAGAGUUUUUGGUGCUGAGAGAUGAACUAAUCUGUGUCUCUGUGCCUUUUUUUCUGUUUUGUUUUUAAACUCUCCAUUUUUAAAAAGGAAGGUAUAAUUAGAAGUGGCUUCCAGCCACUUAAAACAGAUCCCUGUAUUCCUUUUUGUUGACAUUGAAGUUUCUCACCAGGAAAUGGCCUCCUUGUGUUAUACUGGUGUCAUACCACAUCCUGACUUUGGCAUGUGUGACAUGUUGGGGAGCAAGCUCAGGGCCUCACACCUCACACACGUGCUCUAUCAUUGACCUGCUGAUCUGACCUUGAACUCAAGAGAUCUGCCUGUCUCUGCCUCUCAAGUGCUAGGAUUAAAGGCAUGCACCACCAGAGCCCAAUUUAUGUCUCUAGACUUAAAUCUUCAGAUAAUGCCAAUCACUUUGUCCCUGCACUUAGUUUUACCUCCCUGAAAAUCACACGGGUGCAAAGAUGAAUUCAAUCCUAUGAUGUUGUGGUAACUUAAUGUUGACUCCUGUUAUGGCCGGAGUCGGAAAUAAUCCUCAACAGUUCAUAUGCUAGGUCACCUCUUCCCAGGCUGUUCUCGGAAGGGCUUGGAAGAGAUUGUGGGACUUUUGAGAUAUGGAGCAGAAAGGAGUUCUCUUGAAAUUUAUAAUCACCUCUGGUUCCUGCCUGAGGUUUGUUUCCCGAUCUGCCCAAGAGUAGCAGCUGACUGUUACAAUUUUCUGUUAACCACUGAGGAAGCCACUACCCAUUCCUUCCCCAGCAUAGAAAUGUAUACUCUGUGUCAAUGUAUAUAUACUGUGUAUACUGUGAGCCAAAAUAGAUAAAAACAAAGAAACAAAAAAACCAAAAAACCCUUUAAAUUGCUUCCGUUAAGUGUUCUAGCACUUUGUUACAGGAAAAAGGAUAUAGCUUCCUAUUCACACCCAUCCCUUCCUUAUUUUAUUUAUUCAAUUGCUUUUGGGAGCCAGGGUUUCUCUGUGCAAUUCUGGAUGCAACUCACUUGGUAGUCCAGAGAUCCGCCGCCCUGCUGGAGUGCUGAGAUUAAAGGCGUGUGACAUCACCACCCAGUCCCUUCCGUUGUAAUUAUUAUUUAGCUUAUGUACCCGUCCUGUUCCCACUCUCCUAACUGUAGACACUGUGGGAAUUAUUUAAGAGCCAGGGACUACUAGAGCGCCACAUCCUACCCAGUCCACUCUACUCUUUAAGAUGAGACGUGUAAAGUGAUUUUGGCCAUGAUAUAUAUGAGUCAGCAAUAUAGACUAGGAAAGGUUGACUCUUGAGUUUAGAGUUACGUUUCACUUUUGCUAGCUGUGUAAUCUUGGAAAUGGUUAUUUGAUUCUCUUGGAUUGUAAUUCCCAACCGCGGAUACGUGAAUCGCCACGAAAAUUCAACAUUAUUCUCAGGAACCACGAGAUUCGCGGCUCCCUCCCUGCGGCGAACACCUGGGAGACCCCAUUCUGGUGUCGUUGGAUUCCCUGUUUUCAUGAACUAGGGUAGCGCCUGGACACUCACGAUCUUCGCAUGAGAACCCCAGAGGCUCUAGGCCGACUCCUGGGGGGCCCCCGAUGCAGAGGAAGGCCCUAGCGCAGGCCCCGCCCCUGCCCUUCCCAGCACCGCCCUCGGGUUCGAGGGAUGGAGACAGGGCGCGGGGUGCUGCGGGGACGGUUCCGGUGAGCAUCCUCGGGAAGACGACAAGUCCUCCGACGAAGAACCGGCCGCCACUGAGCCCAGACAGCUUCUGCCCUACAGAUUGACUCUCUAGGCUUUCCGUUUCCCUUCCAGCGGGGAGGGUGGAACUUCCUGUUUUCUCCCGUAGGGACUUCCGGAAAGUACCGCUGGGCUGAAAACAAGUCGACACGCAGAGCCGCCGGCCAUUCGAGGGGAAACAGAGAACGUGAAUGUUAGGUCAUUAGCCAAGGCGAUCGUGAAAUCUUUUGUAUUUCGGUUAUGGUGUCCUGUGCUCCAUCCAGCGUAGUCGCCCUGGGAACCGCCGGAAGUGGCUCGACGGAGAGGCAGGAAGUCCCGCCUCUUCCUCCCAGAGGGAAGACGGUGAGCCGGAGGAGUCAGUCAGAGGGCCGAGCAGGAGCGAUUUCCCCGACAAACAGGUUGUAAACUCCAGUUAAAUCCAACUCUAACGACGAAACAUCAUCAGAACUUUAUUGAGAAUGGAUUCUGAGAAUAAACAUGACAAUGAUGAGGAUGAAAGUGUUAAGGGAGCAAAAGAUCCGAGGAGUGUUUCAUCCCGCGAUGACAGUUCUGAGCCUGUAUCUGAUGACAUGGCAAAUGUCUCUGAGAAUUUUACGAGCAAAAGAGUUUUUUCCGAGUCGUCCAACUCGGACGGUGUUGCUGCGGAGGAAUACAGAAGUGAGCGUGCUUCCAAGCGACUGAGAACAGAGGCACUGGAGCCUGAGACAAGAGAGCAGGGUGCCUGUGGGUUGGGCACUGUGGAAGCUAAUGUCCAUUUGGCUGAAAUGGGAAAGGAGGCCUUUCCAGCAAACUGCUCAGAAGGAGGCAGCGCUCUUCCCAGUGUUUUCUCCCCAUCUUGUGAUUUUAGCACAUCUAAUAUUCUUCCUCUGAAAGUAGAUGAAGUGAAAAAGCCUGCUCGGGAAAUGGUUUCCCUUGUUCCUGAAAGACACAAUCCUUUUCCUCCAGAAGAAAGGAGCAUUAGUUGUAGCUUUGGAAGUGUAGAGACAGGACUCAGGUGCGGCGUGUGUGGCUGUUCAUUUUCCUCUUGCUCUGCUUUGGAAAAGCAUGUGGAGUGUCAUGUGGAAGAGGGGAAGGAACGGACCUGCUGCCACUGUAGCCACAGAGCAGAGAGCAGCUCAUCUCCUCAUGAGCAUGUCAGACAUACUCAUGGGCCGCAGAAAGUCUUUUCCUGUGAUCUCUGUGGCUUCCAAUGUGCAGAAGAAAACCUGUUGAAUGCACAUUAUCUUGGCAAAACACACCUUCGUCGUCAGAACCUUGCUGCUCGUGGAGGAUUCGUACAGAUCUUAACAAAACCAUCUUUUCCUAAAAAAGCCUGUGUCAUGGGAACAAAAAAUGUUAGAACAAAACCAAGAGCUUCUAAACCAAUAGCAAAGACUGGGGAUUCAAGAGUAGUGCCGAGUACUGGGAAUGACUUUAAAGACUGCAGAGGAGCCCCUUCUGAAGACAGUGCUGGUGGUAGUGAGCUCCUUGUUGAAAUGGUGCCAUCUAGGAAAAUCUCAUCAGGCAAAGCACAUGUAGUUGAGGAAAAUGUUAGUUUUGGUGUAGCUCAAAAUCCUGAAAAUCAGAACAAACAGCUAGGGGGCUUAGUAAGCUCAGAGGGUCUUUUAAAUAAACCAGAAUCCACUAAAAAUGCCCUACAGAUGGCGCAUGUCAGUAUCAGUACCACCUCAAGGCCAAGAUCUGAGCGAAACCUCCUAGUGUUGGGUAAUAGCUUUCGCAGACGAAGUGGCACUUUUACUUUAAAGGGCCAGGCAAAGAAAAGGUUUAAUCUUCUAGGAAUUAAUAAAAGGGGUACAAAUGAAACUCAGAGGAUGUAUAUGAAACACUUUAGAACACAGAUGAAAACAAACGCACAGCCAGUGCUGGAACAAGUAGAGAUGAGCAAAGAUGUUCAAAGUCUGUGUGUGACUACCUCAGACAACCCAGAAGUGAUGCAGGACAAGACAGCCUUCUGUCUUUCAGGCUCCACACGGCUGGGCUCCCUGCCAGUAAAGCCAGCUGACCACCAGCUCUCUGUGCAGUGCACUUGUACAGAGUGUGGCCAGAUAGCUGCAAAUAAGACAGACUUCGAAGUUCACGUUAAACAGUGCCAUGGAAGAGAGAUGCAGUUUCAUUGUCAGACUUGUGACUUUUCUAGUCCGUCAAGGAGAGACUUGGAGGAGCACGUGCACAGUAAUCAGCAUCAGCACAUGACACCUGUCCUCAGCUGUCAGUGUUGUUCCUUUAUUUCCUUGAAUGAAACAGGUCUUAGAGACCAUAUGAAGGAGAAGCAUGGCAUGGGCUUUUUCUGCACCUCUUGUAAUCUGUUCUUGUCUGAGAAAGAUGUGGAAGAACACAGAGCAACCGAGUCACAUAAUAGUUUAGUGGUUCAACCAAAGACGGCUUCAUCAUUGAGUGGUGAUUCUGUUCUACCUUUCAGUACUGUAGAAUCAGAAAACCCGGCCGAUUCUAGAGAAGACUCAGGGAAGGCCGCGCAGGAAGGACCUGCUGAGUCCAGGGCAAGCCAUGGAACUGAAGCACGGCAUUCAAGUAAGCCGCAGUUUCAGUGUAAGAAGUGUUUUUAUAAAACGAGGUCCUCCACUGUUCUCACGAGACACAUAAAGCUUCGACAUGGACAGGACUAUCAUUUUCUCUGUAAAGCAUGCAAUCUUUAUUCUUUGAGCAAAGAAGGAAUGGAGAAGCACAUUAAAAGAAGCAAACAUCUUGAAAAUGCUAAGAAAAACAAUAUUGGUUUAAGUUUUGAAGAGUGCAUUGAAAGAGUAUGUAUAGGUGCAAAUGAUAAAAAAGAAGAGUCCAGUGUUUCUGGAAGUGGAAGGCCCGAAGGCCAUGUUGGUGUGCAAUCACAGGAGCAUUCCCAACGUGAACAGAGUAUGCUAACACCCAAGGAGCUUCCACAGUCUGGUGUCAUCACCAAAGAGGAUGAAUUAGGCUUAGCCACUACUCCAAAGAGAGGGAGGCCCAAAGGCAGCAUUUCUCGGACUUGUUCACACUGUGGACUUUUGGCCUCUAGUAUUACAAAUUUGACUGUGCACAUCAGGCGUAAACACAGUCACCAGUAUAGUUACUUGUGCAAAGUAUGUAAGUAUUAUACUGUAACUAAAGGAGAUAUGGAACGUCAUUGUGCCACCAAGAAACAUAAAGGACGGGUAGAAAUAGAAGCAAAUGGGAAACAAAGUUCAGACAUAGUUGUUGGCCCAGAAGGUGGUAAUCUUGAAGCAUGUAAGGAUAGCACCUCUCUAGCAGUGACCGUUUCUGACGCACAGGCUAGCAAGCCGGCUAAGUCAGACACACGCACUUUAGAAACGCCGGGAGUGGGCAUUGGAAAUGCAGGUGAUGCUGAAGCUGGGAGUGUAUUUCCUUCUGGAGAUGGAGAGCUUAGCAGUCAACUCUCUGAUAAAAAGGGACAGCUAUCUCUAGAGACAGAGGACCUGCUACAGCUUGAUGAUGCAUGCUCUCAGAGAGAGGUUGCAGGUUCAAGUGACAAUAAGUGUCUUCAGUGUGAGUUCAGUGCUCACUCUGCCGCUUCACUCGAGCUGCAUGUGAAAAGGAAGCACACCAAAGAGUUCCAGUUUUACUGUAUGGCCUGUGAUUACUAUGCGGUGACUCGCAGAGAGAUGACGAGGCAUGCUGCAACAGAGAAGCAUAGAAUGAAAAGGCAGUCUUACCUCAGCGCUUCUAGUGUGGAAGCAGGUUCUUCAGAAAUAUCCAAGAACAUCACUAUACCCGAGGAGGAGCAUUCACACAAUUCUGAGGAAUUUCAAAUACAUCCACACCAGUCAUCUGGUACUCUCCAAUGUAGAAAUCCUGCAGAUUGUUCUAUUUUAGAUGAUAAUACCAAUUUGGGUAUGUCUAAAGUACUCUGUGCUCCUGAUUCAGUGACAGUUGUGACUGAGCAAGAAUCUAAUUUUAGUGAAGGUCACUCCUUUUGUGAGACCUUACAGCAGCCCCUUGUUAAGGACAAAAGUAUGAAACCCAGGGAGAUAGUGUCCCCUAACACUCCCUCUAACCUCAGCCUCCCAGGCUGUCUUCAGAGUGAAAACCUAGCGAGCUCUGCUGUGGACUGUGAGACAGCAAAGAAAAACCGUGAUGUGUUGGAUGCUGUUGGGGAUAGAAGUACACCCUGUGAAGAUGAGGGAGGCAGUGUGGAUGAUAGUGAAGAAAAAAUUCUUGACAAGUCCCCCUGCCCUGGAGACCCAGAUGGGGGCCAUUCUGCCGAAUCUACUUCCUCUGUGGUAAUGAAAAUACCAAGAGAACAACUGGACCUGGAUGGCGGUGGCCAGAACAAGGUUGGAUGUGAGCAGACUUCUGAAGAUUUAAAAGAUGUGCAAGCAAAUCCUAUUCUUGAGAAUAAGGAAAUUCUGAUAAAUUCACAAGAAGAAGCUGAAGUCAUUUUGGAAGAGGAUGCCCCAACCUCGAAUGGCACAGCUGACAGUAAUGAUGUUUAUGAGACUAUAAUAAGUAUUGAUGACAAAGGGCAAACAAUGUACAGUUUUGGCAGGUUUGAUUCGUCCAUAAUUAGAAUAAAAACUGAAGAUGGUGAAUUGGUAGAACAGCCAGAAGAGGGUCUGACGGCGACAGGAGGGAGAGUUAGUGAGUUGCCCCUGAAAGACUGUGCUCAGGGGUUGAAGAAGAAGAAAGUUGAAGGUGGUUCUUUUGGUGAGUCCACACGAAUCCGGUGUGAUGAUUGUGGUUUCUUAGCAGAUGGACUGAGUGGCCUGAAUGUUCAUAUAGCCAUGAAGCAUCCUACAAAAGAGAAGCACUUUCAUUGUUUACUAUGUGGAAAAUCCUUCUAUACUGAGAGCAACCUUCACCAGCAUUUGGCUAGUGCUGGUCACAUGAGAAAUGAACAGGCCAGUGUAGAAGAGCUUCCAGAAGGAGGGGCCACCUUCAAAUGUGUCAAGUGUACAGAGCCCUUUGAUUCGGAACAGAAUUUAUUUCUGCAUAUUAAAGGACAGCAUGAGGAGUUGCUGCGGGAGGUAAACAAGUACAUAGUGGAAGACACCGAGCAGAUCAAUCGGGAGAGAGAGGAGAACCAGGGCAACGUCUGCAAGUAUUGUGGGAAGAUGUGUCGGAGUAGCAACUCCAUGGCCUUUCUGGCUCACAUUCGGACUCACACAGGAUCAAAACCAUUCAAGUGCAAGAUAUGCCAUUUUGCAACAGCUCAGCUUGGAGAUGCCAGAAACCAUGUGAAAAGGCACCUUGGGAUGAGGGAGUACAAGUGUCACGUCUGUGGGUAAAGAUGACUUCGUGGAAAGUUUGCUCAAGAAUUUGAUAUCAUCAAGUCGAGCAGCUUUUCCUUCAGACAAGGCAGCCCCUCGUCUCUGCUCUGUAAAGACGCUUUUGCUGGUUAUUCAAGGCUAGUGGACCAUCACUUCACAGUAUACGAGAAGAACUAUCUGAAGACCCAAUGCCUAUGGCGAGAUGCCGUGUACUUCCGUUUCUGCUCCUUAUCUUAAUUAAGCAGAUCUGAUUAUUGAAAGGCAGUAGUGUGGAUACAAUUCUAGAGAAAAGGUUUUAAUGCUUGCUUGGUUUUUUUGAUCUGUCGGUUUCAAAAUGCACCUCAGCCAUUUUCUCUUUAAAUUAAGAAUAAAAUAACAUACAGUGUGGAUGUAUAUUUUUGUAGAUUACUGUAUUUUAAUUAUCUUUGUUAUUUGUUAUUUGUUAUUAGUCAUUAGAUUGACAUGGCUUUUUUUUUUUAACCCCCAUACUGAGAAUUUAAAGUGAGGUCACCAUAGAUGUUGAAAUUAUAAGGGCCAGCAGGGGGCAGUGGUGCUAUGUUAGCACUUCUGCAGAGAAGUUUGGCAGUUUAAACAAUAGAAAGGCUUUUUAGGGGUGGGCUCUGUAGUUUUCCUCUAAAUUUCAUACCUUCAUGAGGUAUUUCUUCCCUUGAGCUGGAAAAUAAAAACAAAAGACUAUUUGGACAAAACUUUCCAAGUUAAAAAUAAUACAAACAGUAUGUUUUCGUAUUGAGUUUCCUCAGUCUCGGCUCCUCUUACAGGAUACAGUAGGUGUUUAUAGCAGAGAACUCACGAGCGGCCACAAGUUUGUGCUUGCCUUUUGGAUAUGGCACAGAAGCUAUGAGCAGCCAUGCUUCCUGAGAACAGGGGGGGGCGGGGGGGGGCUGUUAACAAAGACUGUCAGCUUUGGAGCAGAGUGGUGGGAAGAGGGAGAGUUCCCGACACCGAGCAUACCGCACGGUUCUAGUCCACCCGUGCAUGCCUUACGCUUUGUGCAUACAUUUCUAGAAUUCACCGGCCUUGCUGUGAGGGAUGUGCCAGUCCUGAGGGUGAAGUCAGGCCUAGGGAGUCAUUGUAGUGGGCUGUGGUGAGGAACCUGCUGGUGCAGUGUUUCUGCAGAAGUGACUUUCAGUCCAACCAGCUGGUUACUUUGAAAUUUUGUGAAUUUCUUAGACGUUUUCUGGUUGAUUGGUGGAGAUCUGUUGUUUUAGUGUUAGGCUUUCAGGGGGAGUCCCUUUCAAAGUGGUUCAGGAGCCGUAUUGACAGAUUCUCUGGAGUUAGAAGAACGCUGUAGCCAGUGAAUGGGCUAUUUCCCACGGAAGCUGCUCCUAGUACCGUGCACUUAGACAUCUGGGAAAUAACGCUGGCUUUGUCUUUUGCUUUACAAGGUUACAAGAAUGGUAGUACAUUUUCAGAGGUAUUGUUUUGGACGUAAAUUUAGUAUUGACAAAGCUUGUUUUGAGUUUUCUCAUUGUAUUUUGAUUAGCAGUGAUUCAUUUUAUUUUUAGCAAUGUCUUAAAAAUUAGCAAUAUUGCAUUCUAAUUUUUGUAAAAAGUUUGAGUUCUAAAUUGAUUUAAUAUUUAAAGUACUAGUGUAUUAUCAGAGUUAUAAUGGUGAAUACUUAGUAUAUCUCUAGGAUAACUUAUUAAAUGUUGUAUUGUAGUUGAAAGAAUUAAAAGGAUAGAUAUACCUUGAAUAAAUAAGAAUCAUGUUAUUGCCUUUUAUUGUGAAUACACUAAUAUACUUAUAAUAAGACUUGGAUUAAAUUGGUAUCUGUUGUAAUUUUAACCAUUGUGCUGUUACUGAAUUGUUAAGUACCAAUACUUGUCAGUUCUUUCUCCUUCGUUAGCAGUAAGCAAAACCAUAGCACUGCAUUGCAGUGCUCGUGUUUGUGCUGAUACACACACAUGUAGAAUUCUGAAGUUGAGCAUUUAUAAUUGAAAACAUUGUAGAAGGCUACUUGGUUGUUUGCUCUUUUAUAUUGAAGGGGUAUUUGAGGAAGUAUAAAAUACAAGGUAAAAUUUGAUGUCUUGACAAACAAGAGUAACCUGAUGGCUUUCCAGUAGACAUCGCCUGAGUAAUGUUUCCACAAGAACAGCAUUACCCCUGGCAUUUAAACCAAACUGUUAAAUAGUUCCCCUAAUAGAACAAUAAAGGAAACUUUCAGACUGUACUUUUUUUCAAUUAAAACUUGGAGCUUCCUUUAUGAAAAGCUUCUUUUGAGUGUUGGGCAAAGUGAAAAAAGCAGAAAACUAUACUUGGGAACUAGUUUAUAAUUUGAUAACUACAAGUGCUUGUUGGAUAAUUUGGCUUAAAACUUUUAGUAAUCAUUUUGGAAUUUGUGACCUACAAAGAAUACAAGGAAAAAUAAGAUGGCUAGGAAAGUCUUUUAAUGAUGGAAAGUUCUGAAUCAACAGUAGCACUGCCAACGACAGCUUGGCUGAAAUGAUGGCAGGAUCUGUAGCCUCAGCACCCCGGAGGCCGAGGCGGAAGACUCCGCGUUAAAAGGCAGCCUGGGCUACACAGCAAGGCUGUUCUCUUAAAACAAAUAAAAUAUAAAGAGCUAAAUUGUGUACCUUUGUGCGUAUGAGACUAUAAAGCAGAUGUAAUAACUUUUAUGUCACCUAGGGAUUGUUCAUUUUUUUCUGGUCCAAUGUAUUAAGCACAAAGAAUGCUGGUUUCUUAGAAAUGUAAUGUUAACGUUUGCUUUAACCGUUCAUUUCCAGUAGAUGGCUACAGUUCACUACUAAAUUGAACUUAUAACAUUUUUUUUUAACAAUAACUGAAUCAGGAUGGAGGGUGGAUUGGUAGAAAUGAGUAACCUAUGCUUUUUCUUACUUCGUUUGCUUUAUCAUCUAGUAUUGCUAUUUUUUAAUGAAUAACUUGUAAAAAUGACUAAAAAGUGGAAUUUUUGCUUUCCCCCCUGUGACUAAUGUUUAAUAGCAGCAUUACGUACUCUGUCUUAUGCUCACUUACCUUUUAGAGGUAGGUUUAUGCUAUGUAAAGGAUAUUCAUUCAAUUUUAUAAAAAAGUUAAAAUUCCUUAAAAUUUUAUAUAUUAUUUUCUUAAAUUCAGUUGGCUUAUUUUGUUUUGUUCUUUUUCUUUUUUUUAAAUCUCCCCCCCCCCCUUCCCUUUCUCCCUAUUGCUCUGGCCCCUGCUCGCUCUGAGUCCCCAUUCACUCUGGCCCAUAGGAUCUUUAUUUGUUUCUCAUUAGGGAUGGUUGUGAGCUACCGUGUGGUUGCUGGGAUUUGAACUCAUGACCUCUGGAAGAGCAGUCAGUGCUCUUAAUCACUGAGCCAUCUCUCCAGCCCUUUGUUUUGUUCUUAAGUUGAAUCACUGUGAGUCUUUUAUCACUUACUGGUUAAGUUUUUUGGCAUUUGCUAAGUAUGUGCUCCAUACAUAUAUAUGCUAAAUAAAGCAUAUACUUAUAUUUAUGAUUUUAUUUUUACAUGUUUAUAUUAUAUUAUCAAUACUAAUCUGGAUUUGUACCUGAAUAUUUUAGGAAUUAAAAUAAUAGAAAUACAAAUUUACUAUUUUCUUUAAAAAAAAAACCCUACUUUUUAGGUUCUGAAUUAUUUAAUAUGUGCUUUGCAGUCAGAUGGUUUCCUGUCGACUGUAACUGUAAAGCAGGUUUGUAUAGCAUCAGGAUGGCAAUGAUUACAUUGUAUAGCAUGUAUAGCAUGGUAAUGAUUACAUCGCCUUCUCUUUCUCAUCCGUAAAUACGACUGUGAUAUCUGAGUAAUUGAGCUUGAAUUUAUUGUGUCUCCGUGUGUUUUAGGUGCAAAAACAUUUUUUUUUUCAGAGAGCAGAUGCAAAUCUGUUACUAUAAAAACGUGUCUUUUAAUGAGUAAUAACCUCUCUUUAUUUAAUCUAUGCAUUUAUCCUCAUGCACGUAUGUGUUCAUACUUAUAAAAAGUAAAUGAUUUUUUAUUACAGGUAUUGCUUGAAUCAAGUAGUUGAAGAUUAGCAUUAUGGUUUCUUUUACAAAUGGGAACGUCAGCUUUGUGCAGUACUGUAAGACUGAUUUCAGACCUUUUCAAUCAGUUGCCGGCCUCCAUGGCUGGCAGCAGUUGCUUAUGCUGUUAUUAAUAAUACUUUACUGCUGUACACGCUACCAAAAAAACCUGAGGCUUUAGAAUUUGAGAAUUUAGAGGUUAAUAUUUAGAGUUUCUAUAUACAUUAUGAAUUUUCCUUGAAAACAAUGAAUUUAAUUUUCAUGUUUUAUUGCUGGUGUAUAUAUUUAUCAUAUAAUUCAAGUAGAUUUAGAAAUGGACCACAAUUAUAAGUAAUUAGUAGCAAUUUCGUUUACACAUUGGUGGAGGGAUAGUUGGAAUAGUUGAAGUCUACUUCUUCAUUUAGGUUACUUUUCACGAAACUAAUUCAUAGCAAUGUAGAGGUUUUGUUUGGCCUUUACUUAAUCUGGGGGCGUAUGGUACUGUUCAUAGGUAUGCUUCCAUUUAUACACAUACAAGAAUAAUUAUCAUUAGUGGACAGCCUUAAAGACAAAGGAUAUUUGACCCUACCCUGAGACCAUGCAAUUUAAGUGUACAAAAGGAUCAAGGACACAGAUUUUAAUAAUGCAAACAAUAUUAGUUCUGUCCCCCCUGGCAUCAGGAACCUGGACAUCCUAUCCUGACUGUAUACUCUGAUUCCAAACCUGGAGAUAUAUGAGAUGCCCUAGGGAGCACCUGGCUGAGCUGAGAACGUUUCAGUGAUUACAAGGAUGGUGCCUGGAGGGCAAUUAAGGGAGAGGGUAGAGAUAGGCAGUAAUUAGUCCCCUUAGCACCCUAAUGACCACAGCAAGGGACAGAGAGAACUGAGUAACAAAACUGGUCAGGAGAGGAGAAUGCUUGAGUGAUGUUGAGUUUAUUUACCAGAAGUAGAUUUUUUUUGUCUAUUGUCUGUCUGUCUGUCUGUCUGUCUACCUAUCCCUUUAUCUGUCUUUAUAUCUAUAUUUUUAUAAAUUUCUACACUUAGGUAUUUAUAUAACUAGGUACAGGUAUAGACUUUUCAUACUUUUAUAGUUAUCUAGUCUGAGGCAAUAUGUCUUGUCAUUUAGAGUAUUUGACAUUUAAUUUAGCACUUUAAAUUUUAUUAAUUGAAGCCAUUUCUGCUUUGUACAUUUCUUUUUAUUAUUUUGAAGUUUGAUUGCAAUGAUAGUCUUGCUUCAGAUGCAGUUUAUUGUGCUACACAAAAAUUUUAGCCUAGGUUUAAACUAGUCUUUUAAAAAAUGUUUGUGUAGACUUUCUAUUUUCUGAGUUGUUUGUAUUUGCAAUGGAAAAUAGACUAUUCUUGAUGUAGUCAGGCUGUGAAAGCCACAAAAUUGAAGUUAAACUUUUUUGCAUGUAUUUAUAUGAAAAAGAUUGUAACAGGAGAAGAUGCUACAGGACAUAUGCAGUCCACACCAGAGUUGUCCCCUUGAGUUUAGAGAUGAAAUCAGGUUUGUUUUACUGUUGACUUUUCCGGUGUGUGUGUUUUGUUUUUGUUUAGCAUCAGUUGCCUGAUACAGAUAUAUUACUAUGCGAUUUUAUUUAGUCUCUCACAUUACUGUGGAGGGGUGAAGGAAGUGCCAUGGGCAGGAAAUCUGAUAUGAUAGCUUCACCUUUAGUCAUUAGUCUCCCUGAGAUGUGGUGUCUCGCACAAGUACUAAUGUAUGAACUUUGCUACCUCGCUGAUCUUUACUGUGGUGCGCGCACAGCUGUGCGUGCAGAGCUGAGAGACCACUAACUGGCCUUGAACCGUCUUCUUGCACCUCUGCUGCUUACUGGCUUUCUUUUCUGGGCUUUGUCUGAAUCACUUCUCACACCACUGCUGCAGCCUUCCAAAAAUACUGUCCAGCCAUCAGGGGAGCCUGCUGUGCUGUUUCUUGUUGACCACUAGGGGGAGUCAAGGAGUGUCCCCAGAAUUCCUCCCCUAGUUCCUGCCUCCUUCCCUUUGCCUUUGGGUCUCUUUUCUUUCCAUUCCUCCUUGUCUAUCUUCAUCCAUCCCUCCCUCCCUCCCUCCCUUCCUUCUCUCCCUCAAUCCCUCCCUCCUUCCCUCCCUCCUUUUUUUCCUCUUUUCCUUCUUUUGCUUUCUCUUCCUUUCCCUUUCCUUUUUUUCCUUCCUUUUUAUUUCUUCUCUUUGUGUGAAAUCUAAAAUAUCACAGCUACACCUUUCACACUUGUUUCACAUCACUGAAAUAUGAACAACAAUUUAUUUUUAGUUUUUAAAAUUUGCCUAGAAAAUGUGUGAUAUUUUCCUAACUACUAUUUACAUACUGAAAUGAUGGCAAUAUUAUACAGUUUUGAUGAGUAAUGGCCUCUUAGAUCCAGUGUUACUGUUUAGAUGGAUAUUGAAUCAAAUUUAAAAUACUGUAAAGGAAAAUGCCCCAUAUGAUUAUCAAAAUGAUGUGUGUAAAAAUAACUGUAAAAUCUAUCUCAACCUAGUUGUGUUUUAAUUAGAACAACUCUGAGGUUAUGAAUAUCUCCAACAUGCAUCUUCCCAAUUAAAAUAUAUUGAGAGUAGCUGAAUUAUUACAUGGUUGUGUGCUGGAUGUUAUCACUAACACAUAUUACAUGACUUAUUACAUGGUUGUGUGCUGGAUGUUAUCAAUCACUAACACAUAGAUGCUUAUUCAUUUGUGAUCGGGAUCAAAUUUGGCCGAAGCAUCCAUAAACAAAUAUUUUAGCUUUCUCUAAAGAACAAUUAUUAUUGUAAAAUUAUAUAGAGGUUUAAAUCAUUAUAUGUGCUUCUGUUCUUAAAAAUGAGUAAAGAAUAUUAUAUAUUCAGAUUUUUAAUCCUUUCAUGUAUCUGCUUGGGGGAACUUGAGGGCAUGUUAGUAUCUCUCCUCCAGUUUUAAUUUUCUUGAGAUUUACAAAGUGUGGAUUUUUGAAACAUAUACAAUUAGAGCUUGCUGCUGGUGUGCUUUGGCCCUGUUUUCUGAUUUUCCAAUAUGUGAAUAUAUCACUGUACAUUGUACUUUUAUUUUUUAAAGUUGAGAUUUCAUUUUUUAAGUUUUAUCCUUUAAAAUUGUUUUAAUUGAUAAAUAAUCUCGUUUUGAUAUUUGAAAAUACAUGUAAGUCUUAUAGAAUAGUAGUUGUUAUAAAAUAAAUUUGUGUAAAAUAUUAAUUUCUGAAAUUAUGAGUAUGAGUGAAAAUUAUGUUUAUAUUUAAUUUUGUCAUUGUUUACAUUUUACUCGGUUAAAAUUCAUAGCUCUAAUUGUGAGUGCCAAAUAUUUAUUGUAAAAAAAAUAUAGCAUGGUCGAAUCAUCUUAAGAUGACCCUCACAGUGGUCACAGGAGCGAUGGUUCGUGGCUUGCUUUGUGAUCCUUUCACGGUCAUAGUCCUUGUUGGUAUAAUCUGUGCUGACGUCAGGGAGAAGGAACUGCAAAAACUUUUUGUGUUGGCGGCAAAAUAAAUGAAGCAGGGUUUGCAUUUUGAAGAGAAAUGUUGUGAACUGUGAUUGAAUUUGUCGUGAAAGUAUGUCACUAUUAAUAAAAGUGUUUAGGUACAAGUGUUUCGAGCUUGGCAGCCUUUUAAGGGUAAGGUUGGCUGCUGGGAGAAGUCAGUCCUGUGUGUCGGGAGCGCACAGCGUGACAGAUGUGGCUCUGUGCAUUCGGAUUCUUAUGCCAUUUCUUAUUUCAAACCCCUUUUGUCAGGACAGCAGGCAAAACAAUGAAGCUUUGAGGAGGUAAUUAAAGAUACUGUUCAAAGAACAACUUUCUGCAUAUUUGAAUUAUUACUGUCAUCAAAAUCAUACAAAUAUGGAAAUAUGAUUGCCAGAAGCACAUAAAUCAAUGAUCAGCAUGGCCUCAAAAUCCAAUAAAUAUGUAGAGUUAAAUACUUUAAAAUGCAAAUUGCAUCUGAUGAUUUGCAUACGGUAGAGUUUAAAGAAAUUUGUUGCUUAACAACCUCUAAGGUAGCAGUUAGGGCUGUGGGUAAACAUAGGUUUUUAUUCAUCAUUGGUCAAGUCGUACGAUUUGAUAAAUGCUGGGGGACUGCUUUCCUUGGUUAGAACGACUGCAGUCUUACUGAAUCCUAAAACUGCCUUGAAGUCAUCUGAAUAAUUAAGAGUUAAUUAUUCUUCAUCCAUCUAGAUCAGAGAAGGACAGAUUUAGGGAAGGAAUUUAUAAUUUUUGCCUCACGUCCUGUCAUGUGGUAAUGUGAUAAACUAAACUGACUCCAAAUAAUACCUAGUGACCUUAGCGUGAUCAUGCCUCACAGAACAUUUCUGUCGCUGCUGUGUUUUUUUAAUUGCUUACAUCGAUUCUAGAAACUCCACAUUAACAGACUUAGAAGUUUAAUUGUCCUCAAAGAAAGCAAUAUAAAAUUCAUGUUCUGUUACUGUUAUGUUUCGAGUUUAUCAUCAUGGAGAUGUACACACAGCAUGUAAGUCUGCGUGUGUGCUCUCAGCGGCAGCAAGCAGUGACCCCUAAGAUACUGUUGGGGUGGUUACAAGCACACUGAGACAGCCACAAAGGAGCCGGAGCCACAGGGUGGUCAUCUUUGUUUUUUAAGCCUCUUUGUAUUUGGAACAUUAAAAUAACCUAUUUAAGAUGUUAAUUUUUAUAAUUAAUAUAAUAAUAGAUCCAAUAACAAGUACAGGUUUACAAAGACUGUGUCUUACUUUGAGAGACCUAAGAAAGGCAGCGCAAAGCUCAGGUGCUUGGUACUGUUGUAUGCUACAGGCACACCCCACAAAAAUCCCAUGAAAAUCUAGUAUAGACUUAGAGGAAAUUUUUACAAAAUGAUUUUCUUUGAGACUGAAUGCUUUCUGGGUGUUUACUGAUCACAAGAAGAAUUGUAAUAAAGAAAUCAAUAUGCAUGAUCCUUUUCCAUGUAGUACAACAGGGUUACACUGUUAGGUUAAAUACAGGCGGCAUUCCUUUUCAGAAAAUCAAUUUGUUGUAUAGCCUGCAACAGCCAGUCUUUUCACACAGAGUCAUUUUAUGUUGUGCACACAGUAAAUUCUGUAUUGGCACCUUCAAAGAGUAUUGACUUCUAAAAGGCUCUAAGCUUAGUAGCCUGACUUUAGGAAGAAAGGCCAAGACGUUUCUAAUAUAGUAAUCAGAACUGCUGUACUUAAUAGAAUGAUCAAUAAAACUGUACAUUUUCUUCUUUAUGUUUUGUCCUAAACCUAUCAUUUAAAAAGACUAUUCAUUGUUUUUUGUAUUUUAACAGGAAUGUCAAAUAUGAUUAUAUGGAGACAUGUAGUUCUCAAUAUUUAGCUGUAGCUGUUUACAUUUAAGGUGUUUCUUCAUUUGUAAGUUACCUAUGUUUCUCAAAAGCAUAGUUUUCAGGAAAACUUGGAGUAAAUUGGUAAGAUUGAAGUUAUUUUAGUUUCCUACCUGCCUCCAUUUCGUAGCAUGAGCAGAAUGGUUUUGAGAAAAUUUAAUUAACCAGCCAAAGCUGGUGAGUGAGUACUCUGCCGUCGUUGCCACGGCAAGUAUUCAGGAAACAUGUGUGGAGACACGUUCCCGUUUUAGGUCCUAACAGUGCCUUGGCCAGUUUUGUUCCGACUGCUUGAUUUAGUAGUGUAAUGUUCCUCCCAGUGGGCACAGGUUCGCGAGGAGGCUUGUGGGCUGGGCUCUUCUUCUGCAGCGUGCGGGAGUGCAGAGCGCCCCUGCCCUGCCUGUGUGAGUGUUUGCCAUAUCUGUGCUUUAAUCACAAAGAUGGGAGUUUCCCAGGAUAACGAACUGGGAGGAAGCCAAACCUGCCUGUUAGUCUUUGCAGUCCGUGGAGGUGUAGCCAUUGUGUAGCCCUUAUUUAUGCAUUGAUUUCUUCCAAAGUCUUUACUAUCUACUUCAAGAGCCUCAUGGUUUUUGUAAUUGUUUGUAAUGAGAAUACAUAUUUAGGUUGCAAUUGAGAAAAUGCUUUACCGAGUUAAAUUUAUUUCAGCUGUCUAGUGCACUGAUGAAAUCUUUAAAACUAGGACUUUAAGUAGUUAUAAAUAUUAUAAGUGUUUUUGUAUUUUAAUUAGCUUAUGAUUGUGCCACCACUUACAUUCAUGACAUCUUCACGUCAAAGGUGCAUUGCAGUGUAAGAGCUGGCUGUUCUCUCAAAUGCUUGCAGAAUGCAGGAGCAGGCUCUGAAAGGGUUGUACGCACACGGAAAUAAGUAGUCUUUGCUUAGUCUGUGUAUUUACCCGUGUUUUAAGUGUUUAUAGAAACCCCUAACAUUUAAAAAUAUAUCAUCAUUUAUAAAAUGAGUUUAUUCUUUGAGCAAAACAUUCUUGUAAGAGGAACAAAAUUAUCCCAAUAAUAGUGUAAACCGAGCCAGGCAUAGCAGCAGACAGAAAAAUACAUUCAGCCGGUAGGAUCAUGGAUUUGUUUGAUUCAAGUAAUUGAAAGUGUUUCAUACUAUUAUUGCAACUUGAAGGCUUGUUUAAGUGUCUAACUGUCAGUCACACUGGAAGGUGAAAAGUAUUCAAUUGUCACUCUGUCAGUCAAUAGAGAUGAGAACUGUCUGCCUAAUGGAUUUCUUUACAUAGAUGUCUGCAUGGAGGUAGAAGUAAAAUCAAUGUGUUGUCAUGUGUGAGUAUGCUGCAUCAAACUGCCAGGUGAAUUGCAACUGUAUUUCUGUAACAUCUACAUUCUUGUGUUGUUUGUGUAAGGCAGCUGGGAGGUCUGCAUGUGCCGCUGUGAGAUGCUGAUGCUGGGAACCUGUAUUUUCUCUGAGAGACCGUUUUUUGCUGUCACCUGUGCCCAUGGAAAUAUCUAUUUCAACCUCUUAAAAAAAAAAAAAAAACAAAACAGUCUCAUUUUAAUUAAGUUGGAAUAAAUGAGGGGACUUGUUUUGUUAAAAGUAUUGUGCUUGGAAAAUUUACUUUUAAAUGCUUGGCAUGAGAUAGCUCUCAAAGGUACCACAAGUAAUACUUACGCUUUGAGAAUUAUGUAAAUUUACAAUUUUUUUAGUAGAUAAUCUCCCUGUUUCCGGAUGCCUCCCUGGCUCAGCAUCUGAAAUAAAGAGAAAACACAAGCUUAUUGGAAUUUGGUGAAAGAACAGAUCGUGGAGUAGGUGGCCAUCAUGGUUUAAAGUUAUAUAUUUCUUCAAAGUAAAGGAAAGAAUUGGUAGGAAGCCCUAUAUUUAAGUUCAGACAGUCUGUUUAAGAAUGGUGUGUCCUGGCCCCAUGCAGUACUGUGUGAGGAUGAGCUGGGUCUCAGCGAGAGAGAACUAAAUGCUCAGGAAGGAAAUGCACACAGUAGGUCACCUCUACAGACCUACUGUGUUUUGCACAUAACAUCUACAAUAACCCUGGCAGUUAUUAAAAUGUGAUAAGUAAAAGCUCAAUAACUGGCAAGGGUCCAUAAGAGAAAGUGGCAGAUAGGCUGAGGGAGUCCAGGAAAGAUUGGAAGUUGAGGCAGAGGAGAGCCACCUCACUGUUUUAUCCUCGUGUCUUUAAGAGACUGUUAAAGUCCAGGAGAUGGUACCCUCUAAGCAUGAAUAGGCCAGAGGACCAAGCUAUGGCCAGGGUGGGAUGGCAGAGAUGCAGGGGGAACAGGACUGUUUAUCAGUAGUGGUGCUGUGUCUCACAGUAUCUGACUGGAAGAAUUAUAUUGGCCAGAUCACAGUAUAUUCAUAACUGGUCAGAACUAAUUGGCCUGGUGCAGCUCUGUCUAUGCUUUGGAACUGCACAGAUCCAUACCAUGUCAGAAGUCACACUGGGGGCCUGUGUCAGGUUAACUCCUGCAUGUGUGUGGUAGGUGACAUUUAACAAGCAGCACGAAUCACUUAUCUCCACAGCUCCUUGAAGGAAAGGACAGCUUUCACACACUGAAAUCAUGUUGCAUCUGGAGUAUUUUUAAAUCUAGUAACUGUGGUUUUUUAAGCUCUCUUAUUUUAAAUUAUUGAGUAAACAAGGCCUGGGAGAUGAUUCCAUCUGUAAAGUGCCUGCUUAGUGAGCAAGCUUGUAUGCCCAGCCGCCAUGCGGAAUCUGAGUGUAGCAGAGCUGUCAUCCCAGUGAUGUGGAAGUGGACACAGAAUGACCCUUUGAAGUCGUAGGCCGGCCACUGUGCAGACAGCAUGCGAGGUUUAGUGAGAGACUGUGUCUCAAACACAAGGUGGGGUGUGAUUAACGGGGACCUCUGCUUCCCGCAUGAACAUGCACAUGUGCCGCACCGUGGUGACGACCCUAGCGCACUCAGUGUCAGUAGUCCCCCUUUGCCACCGCCCUUCCGGCUCCGGUGGCUUUUUAUUUUAGCAUUUAUUAACUUCUAGGUCCUUGAGCAUCAAAACCCUCUUGUUAGUUUUCUUGCAGCAUAUGUGUACAGUCUACAUGUAAUGUGGAAAGACCUAGGAAUCUGGGCUCUUUGGGUUGACUUUGAAAUCCAGGUUUGCCAGUUUUCAUAGGUAUUAGGCACUUUUUUCCUGGCAUAGUGUUAAUAAUCUCUUCUGAAGUAUGGAGACAUUACUAGGAGUAAAACUGUAUAGAACUAUGGAGCCCUUUGUUAUGCAGAUAGUGAAGAGCAGAUACAUUUUGUUGCACAUUUGGUCAGUGUUUACUGCAGAUUAGUUUGGUUGCAUAGGACCGAAUAGCUUUAAUAUGAUAUUUUUAUUUUUUUUUUGUACAAAAGAAGUCCACGGUUGGUCCAUACUUGAGUUGUAGCAUCUUUGCAUUAGAGAGGUCUCAUCAGAUAGUCACUGGCUGGGCGCAUUGGUACCUGCGUGUCAUGCUUGAGCAUGUGGCAGCAGGGAAGAGGCCACCCUCUUCUUGCAAAGAGCCAGUCAGAAUGUUUCUUUUGGGACAUUUGGGUUCCAGUUCAAUGACGGGAGCUUAGAGUGGAAACAGUUUUGAUACACAUGCUUUGGACAAUCGUUCUUUCUGUCGUUACUAGAAGACAAGAGACAGCGUAAGAAGGCAAGUUAUAGGGAUUUUUUUUUUUGCCAUUGAGUUUAUAUGGUAUUCUAUUUUUAUUGUGAAUAUAUGUGUAUAUAUACACAUACAUAUACACAUAUAUACACAUACACAUAUAUUGUAGUUGUAUAUAUUACAUUCACGGUUCACUUAGGGAGAAGUAACAAGUUACCAUGGUACCCAGUAUCUGUUUAGGAAGUGGGACAUUUACUCCCUUGGAACCCCACAUGCUUCUCUUAGACUUAUCUUUUCAUCUUUCUUGUAGCCACUCUGACUUGGAUGUGUUAAUGUUUCUUCAUAGUUUAACCAUAUAUGUCUUCAUAUUUUAGAGUAUCUGUUUUUGAGAUAGUGUUAGGAACCAGAAGAGCAAACACAUUAGUGCUAAGCAUUGCCACUGGCUUAAGAAGUUUCCCAGGAGAAAUAAUGAGGCUCUGUGAGUGUCGUCUGGAGAAAUGAUGAGGCUCCGUGAGUGUCGUCUGGCUUUAGUGUUUUGGAGAACAGAAGCCCUUCCAAACUUGUGUGCUUUUUGAGUUACAUGGCACUCUGGAGGGUUUGGUGGUGGUGGGCACACUGUCCUAUUGUGUCCUUUAUUGAUUGAUUUUUCAGAUCAGAGUGCUGUUCUGAGACAUAAUAUUAGCAGAAAGUUGUGACGAUGCUUGGGGGGUGCUGAAGGAAGGCUCAGUCGGUGACAUGCUUUCCCUGAGAACACGAGGCCCUGAGCCUAUGGGAGAAUGUGUGUGAUUCCAGUACUUGAGAGGUGGAGGCAGAUUCCUGUGACUCACUGGUCAGUCUCGCCUAAUUGUUGAGCUUCAGGCCAGAGACACUCUGCGUCUUAAAGAAGGUAGACAACCUUCUGCAGAUGACACCUGAAAUUGUCCUCCAGCCUCUAAAACAUGCAUAUACAUUCAUUUGCAUACCCACAUACAUGUGCACCCACAACACAUAAGCAUGUGCAUGAGAAUACACUCAGGCACAUCUACACUCAGAGUAAACACACACACACACACACACACACACACACACACACACACACACACACAGAGCCUGAUCUUCGAUCUCGUGUAUGCUACACUUCAAAUGCCCCUUAUUCUUAUUUUCUUGUAGCCCUUAGUGGGAUGUGUCCCCUCCACAGUGGGACUUCCGCUUGUGAGGAAGAGCCCCACAGUCACUCACUGUUGGUUGUCUCCUUCCAGCUCCUGACCUCUCUUUCAGUUGUUAGUAUCUUUAUGCAUAGUUACCUAACCUUUAGGCUCUGGAAACAGUUAUUUCCACCGAGGAGCCUCCUGUGCUUGGGUGAGAUGCUGCAGGCUGAUGUCUGUGACAGUGCUUCCAUAGCACUGGCAGCUGAGGGUGAGUGGGCAGAGCUUCUCAGAGGCCGUGGUCCCUAAGACUCCUUUGCACAGGAAGGGGGGGAGGACGGGACUUGAUGCACAGAAGCUGGAUGCUGUUCCUUGCCCACCCCUUGCCUUAUCCCCCACCCCCCACAUUCGCAACAGUCCCUGUAGAUAGAGCAGCUCUUUGAGUUGUUCCCCUAAUUAUUUUGUUCAUAGAUGCAGACAUUUCCAAACACAAAGUUAGGUUUUGGUGUGGGGCAAGCCUGAGCUAAGUGUCCAUGUGUGAGGUCAAAUCAUCAUAUUGUAUGUACUCAGGUGCUGUGUUAUUGAAAGGAGGCGUCGGUGACGAGUGUCCCGCCCCCUAGGCUCCCUGCUCUUUGCCCAUGUCGUUGGCAUUCUUAAGGAGAAGUGCUGAACUAAACCGAACAUGCUACUACCUCUGCUCUUUUAGACUGCUUGAGUAGUGUAGAGUUAUCAAAGUAUCUCCUUACGGGCAUAAAAAGGGGUACAUUUCAAAGUCCUGCGUGUAUUGGUGGUGCACACCUUUAACUCCAGCACUCAGGAGGCUCUGUGUGUUCCAGGCCUCCUGUACAUAGUGAUUUUCAGGCAAGCCAGGACUACACUGUGAGAUCCUGCCUCACAACCAGCAGCCAACCAGCCAACCAACAGCAUAUCUGCCUCAGCAGGGAUGGUAAUCUGGGAUGUGGGCCUGACAGGAGGCAUCUACUCUGUCUCAUGGUAACAGUAGAAGUGCCCAGGCUCAACUGCAGUGCUCCUGUCAGCAGGACUUGAGUCGGCAUCACUGCAGUGUGCUUGAUAUAGUGCCGGCUUCUCAGGAGCUGGAGUACAGAACUUCUACAUCUGUGUCUCAAGAUGUAAUUGGGACAAAAAGUACACAACAUAAAAGAUAACCGUGAGCUCAUUUUGAGCUCUGUAGUAGUGCUGCUAAAUAAAUAUGUCCUGACUGUCACUUGCACCCAAGCUCUUCAUUUUGAAAACUUGCAACAUCACGCUCAGCAAACUUUAACCCCAGCCACACCAUGAGUUACUAUUCUACUCACUCUGCUUCUGUGGAUUUGUCUGUAACAGUUUCCUUGUAUGCAGGAUAUCUGUGGGGCUGGUGUGUUUUACUUGGCAUAUUUUCAGAGCUGACCUGUGUGUCAGGUUCUCUUUUUAAGACUGACUACUAUGUUAUUUGUGUAUACACCAUUCUUUUUUUUUUUGGUUUUUCGAGACAGGGUUUCUCUGUGUGUAGCCCUGGCUGUCCUGGCACUCACUUUGUAUACACCAUUCUUAUUCAUCUACUGAUUUGGGCAGUUAGGUUGCUUCGACUCCUUGCCUGUUGUCAAUAUUGUCUUCUUAAUGGAUAAAAACAAACAAAAACAUUCUUCAAAGGUGAGCUUAAGUAAGAAUGUUUUGAUCAUUUUGAUUAAACCUAUGAUUUAUUGGAAUAGAUCAUAAAGACAUUUAGACAUUGAAGUUGUGCUUGACUCCCAUUGCUUUCUUGGAUCAAGAUUAGAUGAUAGUAUACAGACAGCAAUCACAUAAUUAUGGAUUCUAGCCUCUUUGAGCUUCUGUUAGUAAAAUCUCUGGCUUUUCCGCAUGCACUGGAAAAGUUUGAACAGGAAGAAAGAAAGGAUGACGUUGAAAUUGUUUGGGAGGUUCUGGGUCUUAGGGUGGGUGCUGUGUACUUGGUUGUUUUGGGUUGUCAGUUCAUGAAGCUCAGAGGCAGCACUGUCUCUGUGUCCCGUUGCUGCUGAACACAUCACAGCCUGGUGGCCUUAAAGCAACUUUUAUGUCUCAUUCUUGGUCCGGACUAUCAGAAUUUUAAAGUUAGUUUCAGUGACUUGCUGACCUGAGUGUGGCAAGCAUGGCUCUGGCAGGCCACACCCUUCUCCAUCCCCUCUACCUUGCUGAAAACUAUUAGAUCACAUUUGUAAAGUCUACUCCCUUAUUUGGCCAUAUUUUCCCCCUGAGGCCAACUGCCAAGUUCCAGGUAUCAAAGUAUUGAAGUCCAGCAGUCAAGAGCUCCCUUUGGUUCACCUAAUUAACACGCCCAAUUAAAAUUAAACACCUCAUCCUUAUAUGUGGUUCCCCUUUUACCUUUCUCAGCCGUCAUUUGCCUGUGGGCCAUGUCUGUCUCCUCUUGAUCCAGAGACACUUCUCUGUUUUCCCACUUCCCCUUGACAACUAAGUCCCCAUCCUCUCUCCCUGAUUCCUUUCCCUCUUCUCCCUAGUCCUCCAUCUCCUGUCUUUGUCUCUGAUUCUCUGACCUUGUCCCUCUGGGGUGAAUAGAUCUUCUUCGUGCUGAGACCUUAUUCAUGGGGUGGGGGCCCUGAGUCAGUGUGACCCUUUGAACUUGAAAUCAUGGUAUCGUAGGGUUGGGGCUUGUGGGAUUCCCCAGGUGUUCAUGGUAUGGUACCAGCGGGGCUUGCAGCACAGCUUCUGACCGCUCUCUCACUGGUAGGGGCUGUGCUGUCUACCUGUCACCUCGAAGGAAGGGAGAGGACUCAUGUAACCACACUGUGCCCACUCUUAAAGGCCAAGGAGGUUAUAAAACCUUAGUGACCCCUGAGAAGCCCUUGUUGCUCUGCCAAGCAGCAGCAUAUUCAUGCAUUCUGGGGAUCAGUAGGGACGGUGGCGUCUUGGGGUUUCUGUUACCCUGCUUUCUUUCUGCAGGCUGCUUGCUUUUCACGUUCAGAUCAUUUUGUUUCUUUGGAGAGCCUUAAAAAGAAUUUACUUGGUUUGCUUUUUUGUAGAAAAAUUUCUGAGCAAUAAAAAAAAAAUCACUUCCUUGUUUCACUGUAAUUUAAAUAUUUCUGCAUUUGGUGUUCACCUUUGUAUCCAGGAUUCAACAUUAUUUACUUUAAAUUUUAUAACAACCUACAUAGGGAAAUUGUUAGUUAGAAUUCCUAGUUCCAAAUAUUUACAUACAUUACCACUGUCCUCUGACCUAUUAUUUAAGAGAGCUAUUAAGUUAUUUAGAAAAUAUGCACCUACAAUUUUAAAGAUGUAAGCCAACUGUAUAGAAGCUAAAAUUCUGUGUAGCGUGGGAUCUUAACAAAGAGCUCAAGGACUGAUGUGUUCUACAAACCUUUUCAAGGUAAUAAUAAAAAAAAAAAUCCCUUUUCUGUUUUAAAGGCAGGAUCUCAGUUGUACUUACAAGCUCAUACUUUGUUUUGCUAUGUUUCCUUGAGCUAUUGGAACCAACUUAGUUUUCCCUCUUGAAGAGUAUUUACCAUAUUCAUGUAUCCUCUGCUCUUGAAACCAAUACCUUUAUAAGUUUUUUUUUAAAAAAUGGGAGUCUGUUAAUAAAAGUCAUUUUGUUUGUUUGCUUUUUAAAUGCUACAGAUUUAGAACGAGGAACUCAGGAUAGUUUUCCAUAUCAUUUACUUUUAUAUUUCUGUAGGAUAUAGAAACUGUUUAGGAUUCCGACACGUGGGGAACCCAGUUUUCUGUGGGUCAUUAAAGCCAGUUUGAGAGGAUCGAAUCUUAAUACACAUUGGGUUCUGGAGAUCAGUGCUAAGUAUCAGGUACCCACCUACUUCUUUUGCUAGCUGGGAAAGUGUGCUCAAGAGAUUUUACAGUAUUUUUCUAGGUAAAUGCAAGAACAUGACUCAUGCUACUGAAAUAGCAUUCACUCUGGAGAAGCAAUUUAUGAAUCUUAAAAAAAAA